AUCAGCCAUGGCAGUGCAAGGCUGAAAGUUAUUCAGAUUGUAUUAUACAGAAUGUCCACGUGAUAUUAUAUCACCUGACGAAAUUGGUGUUGGUAUCACAAGUAGUGUAGCGAGCACUUCACAACAUACAGCAUGGAAACAGAACCGCUCCUGCAAAAGGUGGAGGACACUCCUGAAUCUGGAGUAAAGAAAUCUCAGAUCAAGAAUCUCUUGUUUGGCAAUAUGAUAUUAUUCAUAUUAACACUAGGGGAGUCAAUGUUCUCGCCAGUGAUGAGCCAAUAUCUCUACAAACGGGUGACGGAGGACGUGUUCAGUAACCACACGGUGGCGGGGAAAGGCCCGAUGAAUCACAAAUGUUACCUGAACACAUCCAACCCAGACUACAUCCUUCAGGAGAAGGCACAGCAGGUCGCUGCAGCCAAACAAAUGCAGUUUACAAUCAUGAAAAGCAGUCUAGCCGUCAUCGUUAACAUCAUGCUUGGUUCCUAUUCGGACUCAAUUGGUCGCAAGCUCCUCUUUGCUGCACCUCUGACUGGCCACUGUUUGAGAUUUGGAUUUACAGCAGUCAUUAUCUACUGGAAGUUGGAUAUCAAUUCGUUUUUUAUAGCAGAAGGGAUAGACGGCCUAACAGGGGGCUACUAUGCUAUGUUGCUUGCAUCGUACGCCUAUGCUGCUGACAAUACUCCGGCGACAGGUGCUCGAACCAUGGGCAUAGCCUUCGUGGAGUUCUUUCAGAGCUUGGGAUUUGCUGCCUCAUCAACAGCAGCUGGCUUCUUCAUCCAAGACGUGAACUUCUUCUAUCCGACACUGACUGCCACACUUAUCGUUCUCGUGGACAUUAUCCUGGUGGUGACACUGCUGCCUGAGAGAAGGGGGAUUAAAAGAGCGAAGAGCAAUUGGUUUACACCCCUAGAAGGAUGUCGACGAGUAUUCGGAUUUUAUGUUUUGGAGGGCAGUAAACGGAAGCGAAUAUGUUUCAUAUUAGCUAUCUUGAUAUUCGUUUUUACUGCCUUGCCAGGCGUGGGGGCGUCUAAUAUUAACACACUAUUCAAACUGAACCUUCCAUUUUGCUGGACCCCUGAGAAAAUAGGUUACUAUAGUACAAUAAGCUCUGUGGCAAGACAGGUGAUCGGCGUUCCGUUGACGCGACUGUUACAGUGUUGCUGUAUUGAUGAGGUGAUAGGAGUGAUUGGUUCUCUGGCGAUAGGUGCAGCAGACAGCCUACAGUCCAUUGCAAGCACAGACUGGAUGAUGUAUGGACUUGCGGGCAUCCAAACCCCUAGUGCCACCUUGUUCCCAGUUGUUCGCUCCAUCUUGUCCCGGUUGGCUCCAGCCGACAAACAAGGUUCCCUCUUCGCCAGUAUAGCGGUGGUGGAGACGAUGUGCUCGCUGGUGGGGACUCCUAUCUUCAGCAGCAUCUACCAGGACACGGUGGUGGUGUGGAGAGGGAUGGUCUUCAUCUUCUUGGGAGGCACACAUGUUGUCGGUGCUAUUGUUCUUGUGAUCUAUAUAUUCGUGUCAAAACCGAUCAGACAUAACGGCGAUGUUCCGCAGGCUCAGUGCGAUGUUCAGCAGGUUCAACCAGGUGUUCCACGUGUUCAGCGCGUAGUCACAGUGCACAAAGGGACACAGACAGAAGUAACCGGAGAUCCAACAAUGCACGAGCAUGCGCUGUCAGUGGCAGGCCAGGAGGUGGCAGAGAUCACCCAGGCCAGCAUACACGUGCACGUUCAGUCGGCGUAUGGCGAAGAGGAUGGACACUAUAUUAAAACAGAGGAGUAGGUGAUUUUCAUGACGCCGGUAACAGGCUUGCCUACGUCAAACAUGGAAAUAAUCCCAUUUGACCACUGAGCUCAGUGACAGACAUAUAUUAUCCCAAAGUGCUUUCAUAAUAUGUUUGUUAUGCAUGCUACAUUCUGAUGAAUGACUAUUCAAUUAUCUCAAGAAACUCCGUGGGGAACACACACACACACACACACUCAC
Messenger RNA from Haliotis rufescens (red abalone), 1983 nucleotides. RefSeq names its product solute carrier family 46 member 3-like. Lineage: Eukaryota; Metazoa; Mollusca; Gastropoda; Lepetellida; Haliotidae. Gene Ontology annotation, cellular component: membrane. Gene Ontology annotation, biological process: transmembrane transport. The record is from RefSeq and is a predicted model, not a curated record. The transcript is spliced from 4 exons. The coding region runs from base 133 to 1782 and encodes 549 amino acids. Gene Ontology annotation, molecular function: transmembrane transporter activity.